AUGCUACGCAACAAUAUUUGGGUUCCUCUCGAAUCCAACCCGGAGUCGCUGUAUCUGUAUUCUUGCAAACUUGGACAGACAAAGUUGGCGUUUCAGGACAUCUACGGGUUUGAUGCGGAGCUCUUAGAUAUGAUCCAGCAACCCGUGCACGCAAUAAUACUGUUGUACCCCUUGAAAGAAGGCAUGGUUGACACCCACUUUAUCGUCUUUGUCGAAAUUGACGGGAGGCUCGUCGAACUCGACGGAAGGAAGGAUCAUCCCGUUAUUCAUUGCACGACCAAUCCAGCCAGUUUCAAAUACGACACGGGAAAUGUAAUAAAGAAGAAGUUCAUAGAAAAAUGUCAAGAUGACAACAGAUUUUCAGCCUUAGCAGUUGUAGCAAGUGAUGUUGUGUGA
Plasmodium inui San Antonio 1 is the source of this 396-nucleotide messenger RNA. RefSeq names its product ubiquitin carboxyl-terminal hydrolase. The transcript has 5 exons. Gene Ontology annotation, cellular component: cytoplasm. Gene Ontology annotation, biological process: ubiquitin-dependent protein catabolic process; protein deubiquitination. NCBI's taxonomy places the organism in Eukaryota, Apicomplexa, Aconoidasida, Haemosporida, Plasmodiidae. Bases 1 to 396 code for a protein of 131 amino acids. The record is from RefSeq and is a predicted model, not a curated record. Gene Ontology annotation, molecular function: cysteine-type deubiquitinase activity.